This is a messenger RNA of Stomoxys calcitrans (stable fly), 1887 nucleotides long. Its product is annotated as pneumococcal serine-rich repeat protein. The transcript is spliced from 2 exons. The record is from RefSeq and is a predicted model, not a curated record. Bases 106 to 1851 code for a protein of 581 amino acids. Lineage: Eukaryota; Metazoa; Arthropoda; Insecta; Diptera; Muscidae.
AGUUUCAAAAGCGAUUUCAGACAGAUCAAACAUCAGCGCUAUUAAAGACGGAACAUUCGUACCUGCGCACAGUUCACAACAGCGAAAGGCUAAUCAACAGAUACAAUGUCAGCUAAAGGCCCCAAAUUGGGCUUAUAUUUGGUGGCUCUUGUAGCCAUUCUGCAAAUUCAAGUUUGCCUUUCACAAUUCGCUCCUCAGGCCGUGAGAAAUGUACCCAGGACCGGAUCUGUCUCCCGUGCAACAAGCACCGCUCGUGAGCGAGAAUAUGAUUAUGGCAAUAUUGAAUUUACCAAAGGGGUGGCUAACUCCAGGACUAUUACCCAUUCAAAUGGAGGUGUCCGCAAUGGUGGCGUCACCUCGGUUUCCCGAAGUAAUGCCGUUUCACGUGAGUUAGAAUUGGGUGGUCUUCCAAUAGGCAGCACCCUAACCCGCUCCCAAACCAGAACCAAUGGUGCGGUGUCCAAGGCUGUUUCCCACGAUCUGAACGUGGGUAAGUACAGCCUUGGAACUACGGUGUCGAACACCAAUAAUGGUUUUGGCUUACAACGUUCGGCGGAUGGUGGUUUGGCAUUUGGCUUAGGUGGUUUAAGUUUUGACCUCUCCCGCAAUAAUCAACCUAGUUCGGGAGCCUUAACGCAAGCCCAAGCACAGGCGCAAGGCCUUAACGCCCGUGCUAGAGCCAACAGCAAUUCUCGAACCAAUACCCAGCAGUAUGGCAAUGUGGGUGUGACUAACACCUUCUCCAAAUCGAAUGCCGUCAGCCGUACCAAGCAAGGACAGACUUCAGCCAGCACGGGAGGUUUGGCUGGUGGAGCUGCCACUAAUGGAUUAACAUAUGGUCAAGGAUAUAGAACACGCAGAACCCCUUCAGCCCCAGUGUACGCAGCGCCUGUCCGACAAGUGGCUCCUGCUCAAUACUAUCGCCAACCCACCUAUGUAAGACCAAGGCGCAGUGCUCAAUUUAUACCUUUCGCAUAUCCUGGAGUCGAACUGGAGCGCCCCAAACGUCAAUUUGGCAGACCCAAUAGAAACCCUGGCUUUGGUAUACAACCACAAAGCCAAAAUGCCAAUGCCGAAGGUUUGGCCAACAAUAAAGGAGACCUUUUUGAACAACAGGCAGGUGUCAACUCCCAAACCAACCAAGAGAUCAAUGAAGGUGGAAUCACCCAAACAAAUGGAGCCUCAGGCAUUGGUUCGAAUCUUGCCACCGAUGGCUCCAGCGGCCAGGUGAGUUCGGCCAAUGUGGGUCAAACGAAUGCCGUUUCCGGAGAUGGAUCGCAAAGCUCCAACAGUGCUCAAAGUCAGGCUCUUAAUUUUGAGGCUAAUCAACAGCAGGCUGCUACCUCCAAUGCCGGCACCAAUCAAGUGAUUACCGCUACUGGCGAACUCUCCGAGGCCAACAGUGGUUCCCAAUCGACGAAUAACAAUGAAUUUGGCUCCGCAAGCAAUGUUGCCAACACCAACAGUGCCGUUUUUCGCGAGGGCAAUACCAGUGGUGCCCAGGCCGACUCUAGCGGUCAAUCCAUAGUCCAAGGUCCCAAUGGACAAAACUCUGCUGCCAACACCCAAUCUAGUGUGACAUCUACGCUUGGCGCCAAUGGCUCCGUUAGCAACUCAGCCACAAGCAAUGCAUCGGCUGUGAGUCAAGGUGGAAAGGGAGCCAGUGCUAGUGCCAGUGCUGUGGCCACAGCAUCGGCUAGUUCAAGUGCCGGUGCCGGCGGUGGCAACUCGUUCACCAAUGCCCAAGGCAGUGCUGGAGGUGGAGGCGCUUUCUCUAACACCGGAGCUUUUGCAAACAAUUUUGGAGCCCAAGGUUUUGCCAACAGUAAAACUGGAAAUCGUAGAGGUUAGAAAUGAGUGUUUGUUUUCCUUUCUUGUCAGCACCAU